AACAUGGCGGCUUACAGGCGGCUGUGUUUACGUUCUGUUGUUUUGGCCUUGCUUUAUUUUGGCUUUCAAACCGAAGCGGGUAUUCAAGAAAGUCUACAGUAUGCUGAGGUUGACACCGUACAUAUGAUCUUUAUGACACACUUAGAUGUAGGCUAUAAUGGUGGCACUGAAACAGGAUUCAUCAACAAUAUCCUAAACACCUACUUCCACGAGUAUUUCCCCCGGGCCAUCAAUCUGUCACAACAGCUGCGCACAGACGAGUAUGUAGAAGGAUUUGUCUAUACAACUCAUCCAUGGCUGGUCAGUCUGUUCCUGGACUGUCCGCACAACCUUGUUCUCAACAACAUCACCCUUAAGUGUCCAAAUGAAACAUCAGUGGAACUCUUCAAAGCUGCGGUUAAUCGAGGUGACAUCACAUGGCAUGCUGGACCAAUGAACAUGCAGUUCGAGAACAUGAACGAAAUUCUAUUUCAACUGAGUCUAAAUAUCAGUUCUGAUUUAGAUGCAAUGUUUAAAAUACAAAGGAAAUUUCCAACUCUGAGUCAACGUGAUGUUCCAGGAAUGACACAGGCAGUCAUCCCAAGUCUGGUACAGAAAGGCAUAAUGGCUGUCUCAGUCGGAGUAAACCCAGGUACCAGCCCGCCAGCAGUGCCAAAGCUGUUCACUUGGGAAUUUGAGGACAGUGCUGUCCUUGCCACCUGGCAUGCAGGUGGGUAUCCCCUAGGACCGGGAAGCAGCCCCGCCAAGCCAGGGGGCCUGUCCAGAAACGACUGUGUGACUGUGGAAGGCUUCAACCAUGCCAUGUGCUAUGCUUUCAUACAGGAUAAUGGGGGACCACCCAAAGAUAUCCAGGAAAUUUUAAAUUACUAUGAAAUCAUGCGAAAGGAAUUUCCUGGAGCCAAAAUUAAGGCUUCCACAUUUGACGAAUUCUUUGAAGCUGUCCAGCCAAUAAAAAGCCAGCUCCCUGUAGUUACCAAGGAGAUAGGAGACACAUGGAUACAAGGGAUUGCAUCUGAUCCAAAGAAAAUGGCAAAGUAUAGAGCCUUUACAAGCUCCCUAAGUAGCUGUUUUCUGACACAUCAGUGUGACUACAGUGACAGCAGGAUCAGGGAUGCAGUUCGUUUCAUCAUCAAACCACCAGAACACACAUGGGGCUUGCCAGGAGUGGGCGAUUCUGUCAACUGGACUAACCCACUCUUCCUAAAGGCUAGACAAGGUAAAAAUUUUCAUAACUGUGAAGAUGCCUGGGAGGAGCAGAGACAAUUUAUUGAUAUUGCCUUGGAAAAGGUCAAAGGUCACCCACUAGCCAAUAUUGCCCAUUAUGAGAUGGAGCAGUUGACCCCAAAAGAACCAGAUUUGACAGAUUAUGAUGUGGUGGAAGAUGCUGCACAGAUAUUCAGCUGUGAAGAUGGUGUACAGAUUCAGUUCUCCAAUUCUGGUGCCAUCAAAAGACUAUACGAUCCCUAUAAUAAGAUAGACUGGGCUAGUGGACCAGACACAUUUGGAGAGAUACGGUACUAUACUUACAAUGAGACUGACUUCAGUAACAUGGCAUCUCAGUAUAAUUACUAUGGAGGUGCUGGGUAUGACAAACCCAACUCCACCAAGAACGCCCACCCAGAGUCUCGCCAGUGGUCCACACUACUUACCACUGUCUACAAGUCGCGCAAAUCAGCUCCAGCCUGUGAUAUACUUCUGAAGAUUGAAAUGGCCGAAAGUGCAGCCACGGACCGGUACGGAGCUCCACCUAUGUUCUGGUUAAAUUACGUCUCUCGGAAAAGGGCCCACAACUAUGGGGGAUUUGAUGUCACACUUCAGUGGUUUAAGAAACCACCCACACGCCUUGCUGAAGCUAUCAUGUAUCAUUUCGCCCCACAUUCUCCUGGAGGAGCGACCUCUGACCCAGAGUUCAUGUGGCAUGUAUCAAAAGUUGGUCAUCUUGUCGACCCAAGCAACGUUGUACUGAACGGUAGCCAGUACGUCCAUGCUGUUGACAAUGGAGUCUACUUCACCCAAUUUCAUGGUGAUGGUUUACAAAUUCAUACAUUUGAUGUGCCAGUAGUUUCAAUUGCAACCAAGAUGCAUCCCCCGUCGCCAUUUCCAGUCCCCUUAAAACCGAUUUUCCAGAGUGACAUGACAGGUGUGUCGUUCAAUUUGUACAACAACAUUUGGAACACCAACUACAUCAUGUGGUACCCAUACUUGCCCGAGGAUCAGGACUUCAAGGCAAGGUUUCAACUGAAAUUGUACUGUGCCUGGGGCUGCAGCACUGCUCAGGUCCAACAAGUCGGGUAACAUCUGGAUUCAACCUAUGUUAGUAUAUGUACAAGGAGAAUACUUUUUACAUUUAAGUUUUGUAUUUCAGGAUUCCUAGGUCAAGAUGACUGUUACUAUUUUUCGGAAAAAAAUUAUCGUCGUCUCCGGAUGGGUAAUUCAUACAUUACCCAUUGUUAUUUAUUGAAACGUGAAGACCAGCCUCAAUGCAUAGCGUGUCAGAACCUAUUUACAGUGAAACACUACUUAAUAGAUUUUCAAUAAUCAAAUUGACGUUAUCUUUUACCUUUACGUGUGUGAUCCCGUUUUUAUUUUGCAUUUGUUUUUGUCGACCAUGACAACAAUGACCUAUCCUGUAUUGAUGGGCCGUUAAGCAUGUAAUAAUAAUAAUUAUGAUAAUUUUAGUAAUUCCUUUCUGACUGUAUUUUGGUCAGAUUUCAUAUAUUGUUUAGGAUAUAAUGAUAUCUCUAUAACAAUCUUCUGUACCACACAGCAUUUAGAAUCUGUUAGUAACUUCCACAUAUGUCAGGGAAUUUUUGGUGCCAAAUUUCAGUCCCUUUCUCGGUAAAAAAUAUUUUCCCCAUUUUUCUCUCUCUCCCAACUUCAAAUUGUGAAUUUCUUCCAAUGUUUUUAUAAUAAUGCAGCCUUUAAAAUAAUGUUUUAUAAAUAAGGAUCUUUUCCCUCUUUCAGAAAAUUCCAAAUUUAGAUUACUGCGAUACAUUUUAUAAGCUCAUCUGGCCUGAACAACACGUUCUGAAAAACCACAAAAAUAGCAUGUUUGAGUUUAAGACUAUAACUUUGUGUUCAAAUAGAUGACCUUGAUCCACUUUUAAGGUAUUAAGGGUCAAAUAUAUUUUAAAAUUAAAAAAAAA
Messenger RNA from Mizuhopecten yessoensis (Yesso scallop), 3146 nucleotides. RefSeq lists its product as uncharacterized. The coding region runs from base 4 to 2295 and encodes 763 amino acids. The record is from RefSeq and is a predicted model, not a curated record. Lineage: Eukaryota; Metazoa; Mollusca; Bivalvia; Pectinida; Pectinidae. The transcript is spliced from 14 exons.